AUGAAGCCCAACAGUUUUUUUUCUUUUAUCGUCUACUUUGUAUUUGUAGGGCUUAUUGCCAUAUUCGUACAAGGUGUAAACGCUGCUCCAGAGGCUAAUCUGCCAUGUCCUGACAAAUUAUAUGAGAGCGUUUGUUCAGAAAAUAGCGGUUGUGUUCGUGUGACGAGGAGCAGUGAGGUGGGUUCUUUGUUUAAUCUAACAGGGGGAAUAGGGAAAUUGUCUGUUGCAAUGUGGUUGAAGAUGACAAUUGAAGGUACUGAGAUGGUUCCCAUUCUUGACGUCCUUGGACACCACACGAUGAAUGAUACCGUUGUGGAUGGUGACCGGAUUCAAUUGACGUGGGAUCCUGCACUUGGGCAACUACAGUUGAGAGUCUCAGCAGGAGAAAACGAACUCACAGUGACUGGACUGGGCGUUGUGACACUUGCAUCUAACCGUUAUCGUAGCGUUUUGUUAACUAUAGAUGCAUCAACAGGUGUGGUUACAGUCUCUAUUGAUUCUGUGGAGGUAAUCCGGGAAGAAAUGGUGAGUCUAAGAAACAGCGGACUUGCUUUUUCUCCACUAGCAUCAAUGGGAUAUGGUACAACUGCAACCCCCAUUCCAUGGAGUUGGGAUGCAAUUACAACAUUAGGAUAUGUCACGGUAUUUAAAGGGAAAAUUCUUGAUCGAUUUGGGGCAGAGUAUAUGUCUCAGUUCCGAAUGCCAUUGAAAGGAACUCAAAGUGGUUGCCUUGUGGAUACCGAAACUGAGGAUCCUGGAUCUCCCCUAAAAGUUGCUGACGCUCAUACUUUUUUCUUUUACAAAGACUACAACCACUCUGGUUUUUCUUUUGUGGGAGCAUCCAUAAUAGGUGGAGAAAGAACAGUUCUUGAAUCCUCGUUUAUGCUUAAUGUACGUAAUUCUACUGGUAAUAUUACGUUGAAAUCCAAAAGUUGGACUCCUGAAGAGGAAGAAAAUCACUCGUGUGGUACUACGCAGAGUGCUACUUUUGAAUACCCGGUAUCAGUUCCUGUAAAUGCAAAAAAUUUUACCAUGAAAUUGGUAUAUGGUACUAAUCCACCUGAAUUGACUUCAUUUACUCUAAUAAACAGAGUAACUGGUGAUGUGCUAGGACAUUAUAUGUCUCCCUUGUAUCUUGAUACCUUGUGGUUUCACUACAAUGGUACAUCAUUGGAUUUUCAAUUACAGAGUGGUGGUGGAUUUGCUUCUUUUUGUAUUGCAGCAGUAAAUGGUUAUGAUAUGGGAAAUGUUCUCGCUGAUCCACAUUUGUCUUAUUACGAACAGGAAACUAGUAUAACCCUUUAUGCAGGAGUUCGUGAAGGAGAUUUUGGGGCAUUGUUACCCUUUAAUGAAUCAUGUUUUUCUUCUUCUGCCGUAUAUGAAAUGUUUGAUCGUGUUUGGACGACCUCUUUAGAAACUGGUUACUAUGUUUUUACUGUAAGAAAUAAAAAUCCUGGGAAGUACAAAUUAUGUCUACAUCCUAUUAAUGGACCUGGACAAAAACGUGUUGCUGCUCAAUGUGAAGCGAAUGAUACAACAAGUACGUUUUUUUGUGAAUUCUUUCUUGUUCGUACACCUGAAAAUGCCAUUCCUCUUCCUAGUGGAUGGAUAAGCAAUAUGCUCCAUCUUGGGGAAUCUUAUUAUGAUUCACUUCCACUUAUAGGACUUGAUGCUGAUCCUUUUGUUUCAACUGGAGGAGAAUCAUUACAGGAACCUGACUUUGGAGAUUCUUUAUAUUUGGAUAAUAAACGAUAUCUUUGGUCUCCAUUACAAGCAGAAGAUGGAAGAUUUGCCCGUAAUAAUGAAACAUCACCUCCCUAUUGGGUUCAAUAUUUUGCUAUUGCUAUUUACAGCCCUAAUACACAAAAUGGUGUAAUCAAUGUGCGUUAUAAUACUACAACUCGUGUAUAUUUUGACGGUAAUAUUGUAUUUGAAAAGCAAACUUUUUUCCCAAGAAAUGAUUAUUCAUCUGUUUUUCUUAUGAAAGAAGGAUGGCACCAAGUAAUUGUCAAAGUGAUUUACUCCAUAUUUGGACGUACAGUUCCUGAAAUGUCAAUUCGUUUUGAGAAUGCAAAAAGUUUGAGUUGGAAUUAUGUGAAGGGUACAGAAAAUACAACCGAUUGUGCAAAUGGUAAUAAGACUAUUGCGUGUUUUGAAGGACCUAACAUAACAGUUUCAUACGAAGAUUGUAUGGAAGCGGGAUGUUGUUAUGAUGCACUUAACCCUAUUAAGUGUUUUGUUUCAAAAACUAGUCGUCCAUAUCGUGCUGAUGGAUUAUGUGGACCUGGUAUUCCCAUAGAUUCAGAUGAAUUUGAAUUUGCACAAUGUAAUUUACAUAGUUGUUGUUCUAACGGUUACUGUGGUAGAAGCUAUGCAAAUUGUACAUGUACUACUUGUGUAGACUAUAAUUUUGUGCAGAAGCCAAGAAGUCAAUAUAUUCUUUGGGGAAACAGAGCAAUGUGUUCUGGUUCGCGUGAUAUACAUAUUGGUGUCCUUACGAAGGAUAUUUGUGAAUUGAGAUGUAACCGUGAUGAUAAUUGCUCAGCCUUUUCUAUUGGGACCCCGGAUACAAAUGGUAUUGCCGAUUGCUAUUUAUCAUAUGGUGAAUGUUCACUAACUGUGGAAGAUCCAAGAGCGAGUGAAACGUAUCUACGUCUAAGUGAUGAAUGUGAUAUGACAACCCCUAUAAACGGAAAUUGUACUGAAGGGUCUGGAAGUUUCACUUUAUAUGGUAAUGACAUAAGUAAAGAAAGUUGUUUGUAUGGUUGUUAUAUGACAGCACAAUGUGCUGUUGCUGUAUACAACACUGAAGAGAGGACUUGUAUGUUUUCCAGUACUAAUUGCACAGCAACUUCAAGUGAACAAAGUCUCCUGAGUCGAUUUCAGUGCUCUGGUUAUAAUUUAAAACCUCCUGUUCCACUUCCUGCAGUUCCACCGGUGCCAAAUGCAACCUCUCUUGGUUGUUACAAAGAUCCUGGGAAGGAGUACUUUGCAAGUUCCAAUUAUUCUGAUUAUCCUAUGAAUAAUUAUGUUGAAAAUUACUUUAUAGUAUUCAUUGGAGAUAAAACUGCUUGUAUGGAACAUUGUGCUGGUGUUGGUACACUUUAUUUCGCCCUUACAGAUGGUGUUAUUUGUACCUGUGGUGUAUAUAAUAACGAGUCCCGACGUGAGACAAAUCAGAAUCUCUGUAAUAUUUCUUGUGAUGACAACGAAAACAAUACUCACUGUGGCGGUGAAGUCUCCGCGUCUGUGUACCGUCUGGAGCCGUACGUUGGCAUCUGCCCUCACGGCUACGCCCACUUUGAGAACGCGUGUUUCAAAUUCGUCGCUGAUCCUCUCUCAUGGGGAGAGGCCCGGCGGCACUGCCACGGCGACGGCGCCACUCUGGCGAGUAUUGCGAAUGAGACCCGCAGUCAAUUUCUCCUCUCGCUGGCGGGUGGGAAGGCGGCGUGGACGGGAGGCCGCCGGGCGGUGGGGACGGGCGGAUUCCCCGUCUUGACGUGGACCGACGGCAGUCCCGUCCAAUUCACCGACUGGCUUCCCGGUGAGCCCAGCGGGGGCGGCGGCGAAGGGAAUGAAGAAGGAGACGGAUGUGUGUUGACGACGACAGAGCACCCCACGCCGUAUGAGGGAUCCUGGCGAACAGCAUUAUGCACCGCCAGUCAUGGAUUUCUCUGCAUGAUGAACCCAAGAGACCGAAACGGGAGACUACGACUGCACGUGGGGAGUGUGGCAGGGACGACAGGGCAAAUGCAUUGCGUGGAGAAAAGUGAGUUUUCACAGCAAACCAGUGCAAACCUGGUGGGACACUAUUUGUUGCAUGAAGAAGGAUUUGAUGGCACAACGUUUCAUGAUGAAAGUGAUCAGGGUAAUGACAUGGAGGUUAAAGGAGCAACAACGUUCAAUUGGGUGAAUGGAGUAAAAAAUUCAAGAACAUUACAGUUUGAUGGAUCUUUUCAUCUUAAAGCAAAAAAUGUGUAUGAUUUUCAAUUACCCACAUUAACUGUGGCAGUUUGGGUGAAUAUAGGAAAUUCAACUGUGGCAAACAAAGUGGUAUUAUCCAAAUCAUAUUCUAAAACAAAAAAUCCUACUUUUCCUCUAUAUGAAUGGGCUUUGGCAUAUGACAGAAGGGGAUAUCUUUGUUUUAUAAUAACCUCUCAUUGGGUUUGUAGUAAAACUUUAACACCUCAAAAUGAGUGGGUACAUGUCGCUGGUGUAUAUGACGGUUCAACAAUGAAUUUAUUUCUGAACGGUAAUUUAGUUGAUGAUUUAAGUAUACCAUCAUCUGAUUUUGUACAUGGUAAUGAAACAUUUGUAGUAGUGGGAGGUGAAAAUAGGGAUCCGGUUACCCAUGAGAAUGAUUUUAUUGGUUCAAUAGACGACGUUCGUAUUUAUAAUGCUGCAUUUAGUGCAUCAUAUAUAAUGUAUCUUGCCAAUUGUGAAAAGACUGAUAGUUUAGGUAAUACAAUAUCCAUGUACAACAUGCAAAGAGGUAUCCUUGAUUUUUCUGGUAUUGGUUUCUCAUCUGAUACAGAUAUUGUAUUAUCACCGGAACCUUGCUACUCUGGGGCUGAAGUAAAAUAUACCAAAGUAACUUUGUUUCCAUACAGCUCUUUUCAAGCUAUAUUAUUCUUAAGAGAUGGUACAGUAAAUGGUGGUGUCUCAGCGUGGACAUUAAAUUUGUGCUCGGUAAGUUCAAUAGAUUCAAAUAUGAUUGAAGGUGAUCUUAACUUUAAGAUAGCGGCAGUUUCCAUUACGUCUUUUAUGAAUGUUUCUUCAGUUAUUGGCGUUAUAACCUUGGAUAAAAAUACGAUUUAUCCUCUAAAGAUGGGAUUGGUUGGUCAUAAUCUUGCAAAUGGACAGGCACUAUUUUUAUCUUCAACUUCUCAAUGCCACUCUGAACAUGUACUUUUGGUAAAAAAUGUAGAUGAAAGUGGUACAAAUGGUGAAGUAGAAUUGACAAAGGCUCUAAAUGUUCCAUCUGUUUUUGUUUGCUGGUCUGCAAAUGAAACUAAUAUGGGAGUUCUUACACCAUUUCGUAUUAAUUCAGGAGAUACCAAUGAAACUGCUAUAGUAGACGGAUCGAAACAGAUCACUUCUUCACUCAUUCAGAAUGGUUUUUAUGAAAGUGAAGUCAGUUUUUUCCGUUCUUGUUUGACCUAUGAUGACCUUGGUGACAAUUUUUAUGUGAUAGUUAAUAUGGGCUCAUUUCGGGAUGUUUUUAUACCUGUUAAGGGUGUAGAUGUUUGUACUCUUCUUACUUCAACUAAUACCUUAAACUAUAUGUAUUCACGUGCUUCACCGGAUGAUUUUUAUUUCACUGGUCGGGUUCAUGCUGUACCACCAUAUCGAGAUCUUCCGGGAGCAUUAGGUGGUUCGCCUAUUGGAUAUCCAUUAGCAUCUCCUCGUCAGCGUUUGUCCACUUGGGGCAGUAACCAAGUUGUAAGAACUCGUGGUGGUUGUUGUCAGACGCAGCCGGAAGAUAUCCCAGCAUGGGGACGUGCAUACACCCUUGAAGUUCGUCCUAUAAGUGAAGAAAAGGUAUGGUUAGAUUGGGAACACCCAUGGGUGGGUGCUGCUGGGACAGGCUUUUACUUUCGAAUUUCUUUAAGAAACUUUCGUGGUGAGGUACAAACAGGUAGACGCAGAUUUAAGAUAAAAGUUGGUUCUAACCCUUAUAAGGACAUGCUAUCAGAUACUAAUGGUAUUUUGGAGUUUAUGUAUAAUGAAGAAAAUUUUGAGGAAGGGGAAGUAGUAUCAAUUGAAGUUAUGGUUGAUGAAAAUAUUACACCAGAAAAUGGAAAGGAACAUAAACAUAGAAUUAUGGUUGGUACCGCUAUUCCAGAACCAGCGAUUCCAUUGGAUAGUACUAAACCAAUUGGACAUUUGCUCCGUUUUGGUUCAUUAGAAGAAGGUAUUGAACCUUCAGAGUACACUGAUCCUCUUGACUAUGAUUGGUUUUUUGGAGAAGAGCUAAAAAUGCGUCCAUAUGAUGGGAUGACCAGCACUGCAGAAACUGGUGAUGGCGAAAGUUACACAAGUACAUGGCGAAAAGUUGAUUUAGAUACCAGUGGAUAUUUUGAAGUAAAUGUUAAAGGUGGGACAUUACACUAUUUUGCCUUUGCUUUAUUUGUUACUGGAAGUGAAUUAAUAGAUAUUGAAGUUGAUUUUAAUGGCCCAAUGGAGAUGUUUUUUGAUGGUAAGAUUGUCUUUUCUACCAGCUAUAACAAUAAUGAAAGUCAAACAGUACUUCCAUUUGGGUGGCACCAGGUUUUGAUCAAAGCAUAUUCUACAGAAGAUAAUAUGCGUAUGAAAAUUCGUAUAAUGUUAUCUGGGGGUGGUAGUUUUUACAGUUUACCCUCACUUUUUCCUCCAAAUACAAUGGUAUUAAAAGAUGGUGAACCUAUUUCAACAGCUUUAAGACUUGGAAGGGAGAAUGAAUACAUUUACGAAGUUUUUGGUGAAGAUAUUAUUGGAAAUAUGCAAACUAUGCGUCCUCGUACAGGUGAUAGAACUUUUACUGGUCAUAUGUGGCAACCAGCACAUGCUAGUUUUGGACAAUGGAAAGUGGAUGGAACUGAAUCUACUGUGGGAGUUUAUGCUAAUCGCUACUUAGCCUUUGGUUUGUAUGCCUUACGAGCUCAACUCAUAACUUGGACAGUUUACUGUCAUGGACCAGUGAAGAUAUGGAUAAAUGGUGAUGUAACUUUUGAAUGCCCAGAGAAUGAAUUACCAGGUAGAAAAACGUUUUAUCAAAAUGUUUAUAUUGGAUGGUAUCAGAUGAUAGUGAAAAUAGGAGCUUCAUAUCAAAACACAUGGUUUUUUUCAAUGACUCCCUUCGAAACUAAUGAAAUGAUUGCAAUUGCUUACGAGUUGGGUUCAUUAUUACCAAAUGAUAUAAUGCCUCUUGGGAGUGGGGAAGUCAUUACGGAGAUGCUGCUCUUGCAAUCAUCAGAAGGAUUGGACGGACGUCUUUCAGAAAUUCCUUAUACUUCAGAUGUAGAAAAUCCAAUGAGGACUGAUUUUGAUCUUAAUCAAGCUAUUAAUACAACAAGCAGAGUUACAGUGAAUAUUUAUGAUGAAAAACCGGUUGAAUUUUAUUGGAAUCCUCGGGUAAGCACAGAUGGAAUUUUUGGUAGUUACACUGAUAUUAUAGCUGGUAAGUAUAAUCAAUACUACUCAUUUGCAGUGUACUCUACAGGAGUAGUUGGGGAUAUUUAUAUAGGUUUCGAUGAUGCCUUCAGCCUUUUUAUUGAUGACAAUUUUGUCCAUAAUGAAUCUACUGGUUCCUUUGCCGUUAUUCCAUUUAAUUUAACCUUAGGAUGGCAUCGUUUGAUCUUUAAACUUACUGCUAAAGACGAUUUCCAAUGGAUUAGUGAUGAUGGUAGUACAAGCUGGCCUCAAGCAAUGAGUAAUUGUCAGAGUAGUGGAUACUCUCAGUUGUGUAAUUUUGAUGCCUAUUGUCCUUACAUACUUAAACGCAAAAGUCUUCCAGACUUUAGAGCUUCUACAUUUGCUCCAAUACUAUCUGAAAGUAAUUAUGGAGUGGAUGAUUACGUUCAAAUUCACUCUGGUGGGGGUAAUUCAACAUCUGUGUGUGAGCGGUGGUCAGAAACGCAUGAAGGCAAUGGACCAUCAUGGGCUAAAAGUGAUGAAGUUGUUGAGGUUCGUCGUGGAUAUGGUUGUUGUGGUUUCUUUGAAGCUCCAAAGAUUUCUGUUCGACUUUAUUAUGAUAAGGGAGAAUUGGGAUUCAGUACGGCAGUACCAUCAAACGCUGUGGAUCCUCCAUCAGGCACAGUAGAUGAUCCUGAAUCUACAGAGCAAGUGGUAACACUUUCACAUCCAGAUAAGGAUGUAAAAAUUUUCUAUGAUUUUUCACUUGCAUUAGAUAAUGUGACAAGAUAUACUUCCCCAUUUAUGGUUACAGAGAACUCAGUUGUUAUUUAUUGGGCAGAAAAAGGUAUUUAUCGUAGUGAAUAUCGCUAUCUUAUAAUUGAAAUUCCAACUUCAGCUGUUCUACGACGUUCUACCUGUCCAGUAAAGUUACCUUGUGCUAUUGGAGUAACAGGUACAGCCAUAGGGAAACAUAUGGCAAUUGUAUGGGAAAAUUAUGCAGAUAUUAAGUUAUAUGAUAAUUAUUCAACUGCCUCUGAAAUUCCUAGAAGUUCACGAACCAGUGGAAUUGUGACUGUAGAGUCACAUUUUCAUAUGUUUAUUCCUGUUGAAGGAUUGUUAGAAGGUUUAUAUGCUGGAUUUCACUACCCUUUUAAUGAUAUCGGACAUCACUUGAGUAGUGCUGUCCGUAUUGAACCUUUCACUCUCUCACCAUUACAGUUAAUUGGACAUCAGGAUAGUACCUUUAAAGUUGAAGGGUUAGGAACAUGGGAUGGAAUAUUAUUUCUGGAACAAUGGAGUAAAGAAUCUACAACAUGUGCAGUACCUAACUGUAUUUCAGCUUUUAUAAAUUUCUAUCGGUAUACAACCCUUGUACGUCCCGGAAACACAGCAAGAAUGGAUUUACAUGAUUUUAGUGGAGAUAUUCACUGUGUCUGUGUCUGUGUUACGGGUUCAUCAAUAGGGAAAUCCAGAGAUUCUCUUCUCUACGAUCCCGCUUUUGUGAGUGCAGUGCCAAUGGAUAUUCAAGUUUUACCACCACCCAAACCUACAAAUGAUACAGUUUGGUUUAUCACACCAAAUGAACCUAGCGAUGGUGAGGAUAUCUACUUUGGUGGUUACUUCAGUAGCACAUCUUCAGAAGACUAUAAUGUGUUAAUUGAGCCUAUUCGAUCAAAUAACACCGUACGCUCACCAACGUGCCGUGUAAAGCAGGUAAAUCAAACUAUGCUUGUUUGUACCAUUUCUGUUCCUGUUGGAACUAUUGGACUGUGGAAUACAUCUAUUUAUAAAACUGGUGUGAAAGUCACUUAUGAAGGGGUGUUGAAUGUACUUGUUUGUGUGCCGCCAAGUUUGGUAAUUUCUGCCGCAUUUGGGGAGUGUGCGGCGAAGAGUGCGGAUUGUGUAGAUGGGGCCUUCCUUACCUUCAUUGGUACAAACUUUGAUCAUUAUCACCCAACGCGUAAUAUAAUCCUGCUGUUUCCAAGCCUAAACAAAAGUGAGAAACACACCUACCAACAUGGAAGAAAAGAAAAAGAAGAAGAAAUAAUAAGAAAAAGAGAUAUGAUACUUCACAAUGCGGCGGCGUGGGAGGAAACACCGCCGGGCAUCCCAACAUGUGUGACGGUGUCCGUAACGGCCACAACACUGAAGUGUCAACUUGAAAACACCACACGAGUGGCGAUGCGAUCACGAUAUGAAGUGGGAUUAAUCCUGCGGCUCACACGAUCCAACACCCGUAUCUACACAACGAAUGAAACGUUACUUUUACGGGGCGGUUCACAACCCGGUUGGUCCGGCACUACUGUGCCUGUGAUUCCCCCAGACGCCCCUACCAGUUCUUCUCAUAAUACAUUAAUUAUUGUUUUGUGUGUUGUGAUUGCGGUGAUUCUUCUUUUAAUCAUUGUCGCUGUGGUGUUUAUGAAGAAACGAUUUAGAUUUGUAAAGAAGACACAGGCAGAUGAGGAGAUGAUGUACAUGGAGGAACAACUCCUGCAGGCGGAACAGGAAAGCACCGCCUCUCUCAAACGCACCGCAAUGAAUGCACCCAUCCCACCACUGAAAGAGGCACAACAACACCACCACCAACGAUCACAACAACCACCAAAACAAAUCAAACUACACGAUCAUUUACUGGAUAAUAAUAAUAAUAAUAAUAAUAAUAAUGCACUGAAUGAGUUGUAA
Messenger RNA from Trypanosoma theileri, 9798 nucleotides. RefSeq names its product putative C-lectin. NCBI's taxonomy places the organism in Eukaryota, Euglenozoa, Kinetoplastea, Trypanosomatida, Trypanosomatidae. The coding region runs from base 1 to 9798 and encodes 3265 amino acids. The transcript has a single exon. The record is from RefSeq and is a predicted model, not a curated record. Gene Ontology annotation, molecular function: signaling receptor activity.